ACCAGUUGUUACUGUUACCUUUUACCUUACACAUAGCAGUUUACUUUUUAACCUUUGUAGUUCGAAGUUAUUCUCAUCUCGUUUGAAAUUUCAAUGAUCAGUGUUCAUGUACAGUGAUUCUUUCGUGUUUAUGUGUUGCAUCAUCUUUUUACAUCCAUCGAGUACAUAUUGAUUAUACUGUAUUUGGAGAGUGAUAAUUGUGAAACAACUACGAUGGGGUUUAACUCAAAAUUAGUGUCUGUAAUUAAUCGAAUAAUUCGGGGAAAUUGCCCAAAAAAGAUUACCGAAUCUCAAAUUCCUAAGAGGGUGUCAUCAUCAGAAAAGGAAUCCAUCUUCAUUGACGAAGACACCAGUAUACCUUGCGAUGAAAAUAAAUGCGAACCAUCAAGUUCUUAUCGUACUCCUUGCAAAUGUGUUACCAAAAUUGUCGAUGCAAUGACUGAUAAAUUCAAAGAUCCGGGGAACUUCCCGCAAGAUGUGAUGAGUGUCAGUAAAUCUUUUCACGAGUACUCCAAACAGACUCUUCUUAUUGAAAAUGUUUCUCCAACUGACGAGAAUAUAGAAAUUAUUAAACGUGCAUCCCUGUACGCAAAUACCCUAAAUUUACAAGAUUUCAAUUUGAACCAUUUGCUCCAAAUACAUCGAUUGGUUAUGAUAAAAGAUAACCAACUUGCUGGUAAAAUAAGAGAUCACAAUGUAAUUGAAGGGUGACUUUCCAAAACGCACUAAGUCCAAAAACCGGUUUUUUCAGAAAUCGUAAAAAAAUGCGGAUGCGAAGUACUGUGAAUUCUCCAUCACCAAUGAUGAUAAAGUUCCCUAUUCGAGGUGUUUAGGCAUCGGUCUCUUUUAAAAUCCGGAGUUACGUAACCAUAUUUUUGACGUACGGAGCUGUGAAAUGUUGAACACUGGAUUUAGUGCGUUUUGGAAAAUCAUGGAUUUAGUGCAUUUUGGAAAAUCAUGGAUUUAGUGCAUUUUGGAAAA
Molecule: messenger RNA, 981 nt
Organism: Planococcus citri (citrus mealybug)
Lineage: Eukaryota; Metazoa; Arthropoda; Insecta; Hemiptera; Pseudococcidae
Exons: 5
Coding region: 214-711 (165 amino acids)
Source: RefSeq, a predicted model, not a curated record